AUGGAAGUUUCAAAGCUUUCGUUGCGGUUUGCAUCGCGCGUCAUUGUAGUUCUCGCCUAUAUUCUAAUCUUCUUCCUUGUUUUGUAUCUCUGGAUUUCAACUCCUUCCGCAAAAGGUAUGCUAUUAGUGUGUCUUUUUUUGAAUAUGUCAAAGCAAGAAUAAAAUUUGAAAUGGAUGAAACUUUUAGAAAUCAAACACAGUUUUAACGAAACGAAAAUAGUGAAGGAAACAUGGAAAAAUAAAAAGAAAGUCGUAAUUUACGCAGCGACGAAAUUUUUUAACAUGGAUAUAACGACUGAGAGGUUUCUCUCAAAAUGCCACUCUACAAAAGUGAGUUUUUUUUUAUACUUUCGGACAACUUACUAGAAAAUGCAUGAAACAAGGAAGUUAUCGGAUUUUAAGGGCUAUUGUAGAAUCUCUGAGGAUCCAAAAGAUUUGGAUGUUGCUGACGCUAUCCUCUUCCACAACGCCGACUUCUCCCCCGAAAAAGUUGGUUCUGAAUCUGAGUCAAGAAGCUCAAGUUUUCCAGGUACCCAUGCCGCGAUUACGGAAUCGGCCGCACGUCAUUUGGAGUCUCGAAAGUCCGGCUCACGACUCUUUUCGUCCUCUCAAAGGUCCAUUGAUUAUUCGAAAGUUGAUGUUUCCAUUCGAAUACAUCUUCCAGACGUCAUUAAUUGGACGAUGACAUAUCGUCUUGAUGCCGAUAUUUGGUAUCCAUAUGGCCACUUCGUUCGUCGUAAAUCGCGUAAGAAAAAUUGUAGCUUCGAAAAAAAUUCCCUUUUCCAGCGCAGCAAGUUGACUACGAAGCGAUUUGGGCGGCAAAAGAUCAAACAAAAAUAGCGACUUGGCUCGCUUCCAAUUGUUUCUCUCAAAAUCGCCGGUUCGAUCUCAUAAAGAAGCUCAUUGACAAGGGUUUACCGGUUUGUUCAAAAUCCUUAAAAAUAAAAUGAACGGAUAGAUUUUAGCUGGACAACUGGGGAAGGUGUGGAAAGACGCCGCCGAUCUGCGAAGGAGUCAGCAACCAAGGAAGUCCGUGUGUUGUCGACUUGAUUAGGUACAAUUUAUCUCACAGGAAGAACUUCUGAUGAGCUUUUCGAAAAUCUCUGUAAGACUUUGGAACGCUUUUCGUAGGUCUAGAUGAUGUAAUAUAAGGCUCGCAACAAAUAAAGUCGUUUAUGAACAACCCCAGAACGAAAUUUGUGCGUAGGUAGGCACUAUGUGGUACCUUAAUAUUUUAUACUGACCGGUUAGAAAUGAGGGUUGUUGUUGGAAUUUAAUUUAAGUAAAACAAUUUUGAAAGUUGAUCAAUUCAAAAAGUAUUGUUCAGGUGCAUGUAUGAUCUGUCACCAUUGGAAAUUCAUCAAAGUGCGAAAAAUUAAUGUUCUUUCCAAGUUAUAGCUUGAAAAUGAAAAUGAAAACAAUAAACCCAGCACUCAUAUCUAACCAACCAACCUGUAUUUAGAUGUAUCAAGAUUUUCAGAGCGUCUGAGCAAAUUUUCCGAGAAAUCCCCACGACAAAUUGGAGGAAUAUUUUUGAAAACAGUUUUACAGGCCAUACAAGUUCUACAUGUCAGUCGAAAACUCAAAUUGUCUGAACUAUGUGACGGAAAAGUUUUACGAGACGUUGCGAUCGCGAAUGGCCGUCCCGAUCGUCUUGUCGAGGAAGUUCUACCGCCAACUUGGGGUUUGCUUUUCUCUGCUGUUUCUAGUUUGAUCUGAAGUGGUUAAUUCACUAAAUAAUAAUCUAGGUUCUUCAAUUCAUCGUACCGACAGGAUAUAUCUUUGAAUGGGAAGAGAGAAAAGUCCUUUCAGGCCCCCGACGACGCCUUCAUAGCAAUCGACGACUUCAAAAGUUUAGACGAACUAAUUUUUCAUGUGAAGAAGGUUGCGGCCGACAAGGAACUCUACCUGAAAUAUCACAAAUGGCGCGAAACCCAUGAGUUUGCCAGUAAACACAAAUAGAAGAGUCGUAGUUGAUCUUUCAGGGUGAAGCCGGAGCACGACGACACGACAGGCUUCUGCGAGCUGUGCCGACGUCUCCAGAAUUCGGACCUCGGCAGCAAGUCCUACGCGGACCUCGCCUGGUGGCACGGUUACAACACCUGCGACCAGUCCAUCGCUGAUCGUUUUCUGGGACCGCCGACUGGAUAG
Molecule: messenger RNA, 2151 nt
Organism: Caenorhabditis auriculariae
Lineage: Eukaryota; Metazoa; Nematoda; Chromadorea; Rhabditida; Rhabditidae
Source: the annotation of a GenBank genome assembly